AUGUACUACAUCCUCUACCUAAACAGCCUCUGCCGCCGCCGCAACUGGCCCGAACCCUCUUACAAUGCAUUCCUAAAUGCAGGCGGCUACACAUGCAUCGUGCGCGUCAACAAUCGCGAAUACCAGACAGAUGCAGUGUGCGGGAGCGAGACGCUUGCUCGUGAAAGCGCCGCUAUGCGGGCGUACCUGAUUUGUCGCAACUUCUCUGUUAAUGACGGUAUGUACCCGGCUGGGCAUGACCAUGGCGGCGUGGUGCAGGGUAUUCCGGUUGCUAUUGGGACGGGGCGGAAGGGGGAUGAGUCUGGGUCGGCUUCGUCGAGAUCGAGUGGGAGUUGGAGCGGGGAGAGUAGUCCUGAGCGAGUUGUUAGGACUGAGAAGCAGGGGUUUGGUGGUGUGAGGUUCUAG
Molecule: messenger RNA, 405 nt
Organism: Penicillium soppii
Lineage: Eukaryota; Fungi; Ascomycota; Eurotiomycetes; Eurotiales; Aspergillaceae
Exons: 2
Coding region: 1-405 (134 amino acids)
Source: RefSeq, a predicted model, not a curated record